Messenger RNA from Humulus lupulus (European hop), 1343 nucleotides. Its product is annotated as 11-beta-hydroxysteroid dehydrogenase B-like. Gene Ontology annotation, molecular function: oxidoreductase activity. The transcript is spliced from 6 exons. The record is from RefSeq and is a predicted model, not a curated record. Bases 148 to 1233 code for a protein of 361 amino acids. Lineage: Eukaryota; Viridiplantae; Streptophyta; Magnoliopsida; Rosales; Cannabaceae.
UUAUCUCUUUUUUCUUUCGUUUUUUUAUUAUGAUCUCUCUUCUUCAGUUCCCAAACACACCAAAUCUCAUUUUCUUUUCUCUCUGUAAAGUUCUGGUCUUACCGAUUAAAAGUAUUAAUCUUUUUUCUUUUUUUGGAGGGGAAAAAAAUGGAUCUUGUUAACUCUGUGCUGAAUUGGGUGGUGCCCCCGACGAGUAUGGUGAUGAUGGCCUGUGCUUGGCCAGCUCUCUGCUUUAUCAGCGCUUGUGAAUGGCUUUACAGUACCUUCAACGAAGAGAAUAUGGAAGAUAAAGUGGUCAUUAUCACUGGAGCUUCUUCUGGAAUUGGGGAGCAAAUUGCAUACGAGUAUGCAAAAAGAGGGGCAAAUCUUGUAUUAGUUGCAAGAAGAGAGAAUAGACUGAGAGGAAUCAGCGAGAAUGCACGGCUUAUAGGGGCAAAGCAUGUGAUGAUUAUAGCUGCAGAUGUUGUCAAGGAAGAUGAUUGCAGGAGAUUUCUCAAUGAAACCAUCAACUUCCAUGGCCAUGUGGACCAUCUAGUGAACACAGUAAGUUUGGGUCACACAUUCUACUUCGAAGAAGUGACUGAUACAUCUGUCUUUCCCCACUUGUUGGACAUUAACUUUUGGGGAAAUGUUUAUCCAACAUUUGUGGCUCUUCCUUACCUAUACCGAAGCAAUGGUCGAGUCAUUGUUAAUGCCUCAGUAGAGAACUGGUUACCUCUGCCUAGAAUGAGCUUAUAUGCUGCGGCAAAGGCGGCUCUAAUAAACUUUUACGAGACACUGAGAUUCGAAGUAAAAGAUGAAGUGGGAAUAACAAUCGCCACACAUGGCUGGAUCGGGAGUGAGAUAAGUGGUGGCAAAUUCAUGCUAGAAGAAGGUGCUGAGAUGCAAUGGAAGGAAGAAAGAGAGGUCCAUGUGAUUGGUGGUCCAGUGGAGAAGUUUGCAAAGUUGAUAGUUUCUGGGGCUUGUAAAGGAGAUCCAUACGUAAAGUUUCCAAGUUGGUAUGACAUAUUCCUACUAUACAGGGUGUUUGCUCCAAAGAUUCUCAACUGGACUUUCCGUUUGCUUCUCUCACCCAAUGGUACUAGGAGAAGUACUUCCCUAGUGGGCACUGGGAGGCCUGUUGUUGCCGAAAGGGCCUUAUUAGAGGGCACCUCUCCUAGGAAGACUCUCAUCACAGGGGUACCCCUUACCUUCUCUCCUCUCAGCCCCCCUCACCAGCUAAAAUAUGAAUAAUAAGACCCCCAAAGUAAAAAGAGCCAGUAUCAUGGUUGAUGUGCAUGGUUGAUUAGCUUAUAAAUGUUUUGUUUGUUUAAAUUCGAUCUUUUUUCUUUUUAAACCUUUCU